AUGGCUGGAACUUUCCCUCACUUGACUUCUCUCGAGCUGAUCAUCUUCUCUGAGCUGGAGAUCGCCCAGCAUGCUCUGCUCCACUUCACCGGUGGGCGGCGCUACAGCUCUGAUAUGAUGAACUAACAUUACUGAUAUGAUUAAGUACAAAUCCUUCACAGCCUUUUGUACAGCACCACUAACUCACUCAGCAACAGCCUGCCUCACUGCCUGACAGUCAGCAGCAGGUCACAGUGAAAUAUAUAUUUUUAAAGAGAAAUGCCAUAGCGGCUGCAGUGCAACUUAAAAAUAGCCCAAAAACCCACAACCCGCGACCAAUACAUUUUCACCCGCGACAUCGUUUUCGUAGUAGCCCAAUUUGGUUCAGGAAAACCGCGAACAUGGCAACACUGUUGCGAUCUGGCAGUCAAUUGUACUAGCUGGUUGGACGCGGCACUGCUGCAGGCAGACUGCUUCUCCUAUCGCGGCGGUGAAAGCCGAACGGCCAAUGGCGUGUGGCGUGGGUCUUGCUGGUUGGGAGCUUCCGCGAAACAAUGCUGAAUAUCUCGCUUCGCUGCGGGACGUCCCAAGGAUUCCGUUGAGACUUUUCCAUUGCAGAAUAUUGGGAGGUUGCCAUCUGCACGCAAUAAUGUGCAACUGCAGCCCGCAAUUCGGGGCGUUCCUGCAUGUGGCGUUCCUGCCUCCCCCCCUCCCAUUGGUUCCUCACUCCCCUCCCAUCUCUUUAUACUGUCAGAAUAACCUCGUCCAGUCAGAAUUAAGGGGGUCUCUCGAGGAUGUAUGUUGUCGUCCCUUGUCUUCUAGGAACGAACUCUCUGCCACCUCCAAGGUCUGUCAGGGGUGGAUUUUCUUACUCACUUCUAAUCAAUUCAAACCUUGCACAAGUCCGGAUAGCGUUUAUUAGAAGCUAUGAGCACCCCACUGAGUGACCAUGAAAAGAGAAAACAGAUCAGCGUGCGUGGCAUUGCAGGACUGGGCGAUGUAGCAGAAAUCAAGAAAAGCUUCAACAGGCAUCUUCACUUCACUCUUGUCAAAGAUCGCAAUGUAGCCACCCCUCGGGAUUACUACUUUGCCCUGGCUCACACAGUCAGGGACCACCUCGUUGGGAGAUGGAUCCGCACUCAACAAUAUUAUUAUGAAAAAGAUCCAAAGGUAAAGGGGGAAAACAUCUCCUUGAAAUUAUACAGGAAUUGGUACGGGGUUUCAUUUUUAAUUUGUUGCACAUGCAAUAAAUGUAUAUAAUUGCAUGGUCCCAAUUUGAAAUUGCAGUGAUUAUUUGUAGGCAAGUUUCUAUUUUAUUAUCCCCAGAUAGCCUGUCUGUGGAAAAGGGGUCCGUGUAUCACGGACUAAGAGGCUACACAAUUUACUGCAAUGACAGUUGUUUCCAUAGACUGUAUGACAAAUGUUUCCGCUUCCUAUUGGUAAUUUAACACACCAGUGACUCGCUACUUUCAGGCAUUAGGCUACCAAUAGCGUACCUACUCCAAUAUGCUGUACAGUAUCCUAUAUCUUUAAGACAAGACUACAGAGGAAGUGUUUUUAUCAGGAUCUAAGUUUUCAGCUGGUAAUAGUGAAAGAGCCAUGGGCCAGUCAGCAUUUUGUUUGUAUCUUCAUUUUUUAGUUAAAUUGUUUAUGACUAUUUUUCAAAACUUUGCCAGAGGUUGUCCAUGUUUCUCAUGGCCAUACCCUUUUUACACAUGUCCCAGUAUGAACAUGCCAGGUAUUGCAUAAGGGCAAUUCCAUUAUAAAGGAAAUAUGCUGAGACUCAGAUGUUUCACUUUAAAAUGUAUACCAAACAAAAACCAUUUAUUUCAAAGUUUAACAAACCAUACAACUCUAUGCACAAGGACUACUUUUAACAAUUUCCACAGAAAAUUUAACAAAAACACAUUUACAGGAAGAACUGUGCAGCUACAAUGUUUGGUAUGGGGUGGCAGAUAGCUUAGCGGUUAAGAGUGUUGGGCUAGUAACUGAAAGGUCGCUGGUUCUAAUCCCCGAGCCAACUAGGUAAAACAUCUGUUGAUGUGCCCUUGAGCAAGGACUUAACCCUAAUUGUGCCUGUAAGUCACUCUGGAUAAGUGUCUGCUAGCAGGCUAAAGGUAACAGAAUAAAACUGAGGGAGAUUUUACCCUAAUUCUGUUACCAAACCUUUCCAGUAAAUGUUUUUAUUUAUUUACUGUGUCAACUGUUCAUUGUGCAUAGAGUUUUUUGGUUUGUUAAACUUUUAAAUCGGUGGUUUUUGUUUGACAUACACUUUAAGGUGAAAAAUCAGUAACAUAACAAGCAUCACAGAGUAGUGGGCCAGAAAAUGUAUACACUUCUCUACAUUCACUUCUCAACAGGCUAAACAUUGUCUGAAUCCACAGUCUUCCUUUUUACUUGGAAAGGGAAUUAUCUGAAUUUAGAGUGCACUGCAUUGCUUGCUCAAUCAGUAAAGAGCAGCUGCAGUUGUUACUGGGGACAAAGCAUUGGGCUCCAGCCAAACCUAGAGAUCCCAGCAGCUCAGUCAUACUGUAAUGUCCUCUCUACCAAAGGAUUCUACUGCAUGAAGGAAGCUUCAUUUGAGGAUGAUAGCUCUGUAUGAAUAACAGAAAAACCUGUUGCCGUUUAACCUUGUAUUGUUAAGAGCUAAAUUCCAGCAUAUACAGUUGAAGUCGGAAGUUUACAUACACUUAGGUUGGAGUCAUUAAAACUUGUUUUUCAACCACUCCACACAUUUAUUUUUAACAGACUAUAGUUUUGGCAAGUCGGUUAGGACAUCUACUUUGUGCAUGACACAAGUCAUUUUUCCAACAGUUGUUUACAGACAGAUUAUUUCACUUAUAAUUCACUGUAUCACAAUUCCAGUGGGUCAGAAGUUUACAUACACUAAGUUGACUGUGCCUUUAAAAAGCUUGGAAAAUUCCAGAAAAUGAUGUCAUGGCUUUAGACACUUCUGAUAGGCUAAUUGACAUAAUUUGAGUCAAUUGGAGGUGUACCUGUGGAUGUAUUUCAAGGCCUACCUUCAAACUCAGUGCCUCUUUGCUUGACAUCAUGGGAAAAUCAAAAGAAAUCAGGAAAAAUAUUGUAGACCUCCACAAGUCUGGUUCAUCGUUGGGAGCAAUUUCCAAACGCCUGAAGGUACCACAUUCAUCUGUACAAACAAUAGUACGCAAGUAUAAACACCAUGGGACCACGCAGCCAUCAUACCGCUCAGGAAGGAGACACGUUCUGUCUCCUAGAGAUGAACGUACUUUGGUGCGAAAAAGUGCAAAUCAAUCCCAGAACAACAACAAAUGACCUUGUGAAGAUGCUGGAGGAAACAGGUACAAAAGUAUCUAUAUCCACAGUAAAACGAGUCCUAUUUCGACAUAACCUGAAAGGCCGCUCAGCAAGGAAGAAGCCACUGCUCCAAAACCGCCAUAAAAAAGCCAGACUACGGUUUGCAACUGCACAUGGGGACAAAGAUCGUACUUUUUGGAGAAAUGUCCUCUGGUCUGAUGAAACAAAAAUAUAAUUGUUUGGCCAUAAUGACUAUCGUUAUGUUUGGAGGAAAAAGGGGGUUGCUUGCAAGCAGAAGAACACCAUCCCAACCGUGAAGCACGGGGGUGGCAGCAUCAUGCUGUGGGGGUGCUUUGCUGCAGGAGGGACUGGUGCACUUCACAAAAUAGAUGGCAUCAUGAGGAAGGAAAAUUAUGUGGAUAUAUUGAAGCAACAUCUCAAGACAUCAGUCAGGAAGUUAAAGCUUGGUCGCAAAUGAGUCUUCCAAAUGGACAAUGACCCCAAGCAUACUUCCAAAGUUGUGGCAAAAUGGCUUAAGGACAGCAAAGUCAAGGUAUUGGAGUGGACAUCACAAAGCCCUGACCUCAAUCCUAUAGAACAUUUGUGGGCAGAACUGAAAAGGUGUGUGCGAGCAAUGAGGCCUACAAACCUGACUCAGUUACACCAGCUCUGUCAGGAGGAAUGGGCCAAAAUUCACCCAACCUAUUGUGGGAAGCUUGUGGAAGGCUACCCAAAACGUUUGACCCAAGUUAAACAAUUUAAAGGCAAUGCUACCAAAUACUAAUUGAGUGUAUGUACAUUUCUGACCCACUGGGAAUGUGAUGAAAGAAAUAAAAGAUGAAAUAAAUCAUUCUCUCUGCUAUUAUUCUGACAUUUCACAUUCUUAAAAUAAAGUGGUGAUCCUAACUGACCUAAGACAGGGAAUAUAUACUAGGAUUAAAUGUCAGGAAUUGUGAAAAACUGAGUUUAAAUGUAUUUGGCUAAGGUGUAUGUAAACUUCCGACUUCAACUGUAUACUCAUUCCAUCCAUUGUGUGAAACUAAACAGUCCUUAAUCAGAGUUAUGCUGCGUUCAAAACAAAUGGGAACUCAGAAAUCUCAUACUUCCGACCUCAGUGCUUUCAAGACAAUUGGGAACUCAGGGAGGAAAAAUAGUUUUGAACAGUGAUCCUACUCGGAAUUCCAAGUCGGAAACUCUAUCUUUGUAGAGCUCCAACUUUCUGACCUGAAGAUCACUGACGUCAUGAUUUGACCAAGUUUUUUUUCUCCAGAGUUCCCAGUUGUCUUGAAAGCACCAUUAACACAUUUUUUUCCUCCAUCUUCCUCCUGAUCUGGCAACAUCAAGCUGGCACUUGCAUUGGCACAACUUUGCAUUGGUUCUGAUUCUGAACAGUGCUAAUGAGCUGCUGGUAUUACUUCCUCUCUGGGAAUUCCAUGGGUGGUGGUGGAGGACUGAGGGGGAAUAGUCGGAGCGGUAAAUAUUGUGAGCUGCAUUAGGCUACAAGUGACAGAGUGCUGAGCAGAGGUUCUGCAGUUCUGUGUGCUGGUGAUUUAUAAUGUCAUGCUCACCCAACUUUGGCCAAGUCUUUAGCACAGAUUCUUCAGCUUCCGAUGAUCUCAAGUUGAGUAGCACCACUGAAUGAUAGGUCACAAAUCAGUAUUGCCACGUUUUGCCACAGUGUUUCAGAGUCAUUGCGCCUACAGUAUAUUUGUGCUAAUCUGUAUCUUUGGCUGUCUACAUGCAUACAGUAUGUCUGAAAUGCUAAAAACCCAUCCAUGUCAUCUUCAGAGGAUCCACUAUCUAUCAUUGGAGUUUUACAUGGGCCGGACCCUUCAGAACACCAUGAUCAACCUGGGCCUGCAGAAUGCCUGUGAUGAAGCCAUCUACCAGGUAAAACCAUACAUCUGCACUACCUGUGUCUUAAAAAAAUAUAUAUAUAUAUAUUUUAUUUAACCAGGUAAGCCAGUUGAGAACAAGUUCUCAUUUACAACUGCGACCUGGCCAAGAUAAAGCAAAGCAGUGCGAUAAAAACAACAACACAGAGUUACAUAUGGGGUAAACAAAACAUAAAGUCAAAAAUACAACAGAAAAUAUAUAUACAGUGUGUGCGAAUGUAGUAAAUUAUGGUGGUAAGGCAAUAAAUAGGCCAUAGUGCAAAAUAGUUACAAUUUAGUAUUAACACUGGAAUGAUAGAUGUGCAAAAGAUGAUGUGCAAAUAGAGAUACUGGGGUGCAAAUUAGCAAAAUAAAUAACAAUAUGGGGAUGAGGUAGUUGGAUGGGCUAAUUUCAGAAUGGCUGUGUGCAGGUGCAGUGUACUUUUUCACCUGUACUUCCAGCCAUACAAUCAGGAUGAAAAUUGGGGCUCAAACUCCCCACGUAUCCAGAAUCAGACCUGACUUUAUGUCUGCUUGGUUUUUGUGGUGGGCUUAUGUCUCUCCCAGGUACAAUGCUUUCAUCACCAAUACCUCCUGUACUGAAGCUCACUGUGUUCUGGCAGGGAGUGGUGCCAUAUUACCAUUCAUCCAAUACAUGUUUUAUAAGGCCUCCCUUUGUGUUAGCUUACAAUGGGGAUUUAAUGCCAGUAGCUGUAAACCUAUUUCCUUUGAUGAAGGUACCCGUCCUAGCGAUGUGUUAGAGACUCUUUAUCAGUACAGGGCGACUGUUUAUAGGAGGCUAACAUGCCUCUCAUGGUCUCUCAUUGUUAUCUUUCCACUAAUAUCCUUAGACAAACAACCCCUCAGUUCUGGACCUGCAGUAUGAUCUGUAGCCUAAAGCAACAUGUAUAUAAUGCAUCUAUGAAGCUUUGAACAAACCUGUUUCAAAAUUGGACAGCACACUCUUUGUUUGCAGUAAGUGAAGAUAGAAUCACAGCCUACAAGAGUGAUGUCUGUUGGCCAUGUUGCGUAGACGAGUAGGCCUAGAUUGAGAGAGUCAACAGCAGCCAGUUCUCACUCAGCAACCAUGACUAAGGGAAAUGUAUAUUUAUUUUGUUUCCCCAUUGUUCUUCAUGAGAACACAAUCUACCAGGAACUUUAUGUAGCAAGUGUAUGAUUAGAAAGAUAAAACACACACGCACCCUCUCACGCUCCAACUAACUCACAAGUUGGCUUGGCUACAUACUACUUCAAUCAAAUCCACAUUUAUUUGUCACAUGCGCCGAAUACAACAUGUGUAGACCUUACCAUGAAAUGCUUACUUACAAGCCCUUAACCAACAACGCAGUUCAAGAAAUAGAGUUCAGAAAAUAUUUACUAAAUAAACUAAAGUGAAAAAAUAAAAAGUAACACAAUAAAAUUACAUAACAAUAACGAGGCUAUAUACAGGGGGUACCGGUACCGAGUCAAUGUGCGGGGAUACAGGUUAGUUGCGAUAGUUUGUACAUGUAGGUUGGGGUAAAGUGACUAUGCAUAGAUAAUAAACAGAGAGUAGCGGGGGGGAGUCAAUGUAAAUAGUCCGGGUGGCCAUUUGAUUAAUUGUUCAGCAGUCUUAUAGCUUGGGGGUAGAAGCUGUUAAGGAGCCUUUUGGACCUAGACUUGGUGCUCCGGUACCACUUGCCGUGCGGUAGCAGAGAGAACAGUCUAUGACUUGGGUGACUGGAGUGACAUCGCCUAGUAUAUAGGUCCUGGAUGGCAGGAAGCUUGGCCCCAGUGAUGUAUUGGGCUGCACGCACUACCCUCUGUAGUGCCUUAUGGUCAGAUGCCGAGCAGUUGCCAUACCAGGUGGUGAUGCAACCAGUCAGGAUGCUCUCGAUGGUGCAGCUGUAUAACAUUUUGAGGAUCUGGGGACCCAUGCCAAAUCUUUUCAGUCUCCUGAAGGGGAAAAGGUGUUGUCGUGCCCUCUUCACAACUGUCUUGGUGUGUUUGACCAUGAUAGUUUGUUGGUGAUAUGGACACCAAGGAACUUGAAACUCUCGACCCGCUCCACUACAGCCCCGUCGAUGUGAAUGGGGGUGUGUUCGGCCCUCCUUUUCCUGUAGUCCACGAUCAGCUCCUUUGUCUUGCUCACGUUGAGGGAGAGGUUGUUGUCCUGGCACCACACUGCCAGGUCUUUGACCUCGUCCCUAUAGGCUGUCUCAUCGUUGUCGGUGAUCAGGCCUACCACUGUUGUGUCGUCAGCAAACAUAAUGAUGGUGUUGGAGUCGUGCUUGGCCACGCAGUCGUGGGUGAAAAGGGAGUACAUGAAUUUGCUUAAUCAAAUUCAAACCUUAAAAAUAGUAGGCCUAUAUGAAGGAGGAUUCGCUUUGCUUUUAGCUUCUACAACACACACAAGGGUUACUCAAGUUCAUGUCAAACUCUCUAUUGGCACCUGAUGCUUUACUGUAUAGGUGAUGUUUCUAACAAUUUCUCUCUGUUGACCAGCUGGGCUUGGACAUAGAGGAGCUGGAGGAGAUAGAGGAGGAUGCUGGGUUGGGGAACGGGGGACUGGGCCGCCUUGCAGGUAAGGCAUCAAACACUCUUUGCCUUGUGACAUUCUAACAUUAUCUGUGUAAGCUCAAACAUCUCACCCAGUGCAGACAAAUGAGCAUACCAUAAGAAAUGGACGUUUCCCAUAUUCCUCCAUUUCAGCUUGUUUCUUGGACUCCAUGGCCUCUUUAGGCCUGGCAGCCUAUGGCUAUGGCAUCCGGUAUGAGUUUGGCAUCUUUAACCAGAAGAUCACGAAUGGCUGGCAGGUAAUGCAGCAUGACAUUAUUUUCUGGUCACAUUUAGAGGUUGUUAUAAUGCAUCCAUACUUUGAUUUGAAUACCGCUAUUUGUCCUUCUCAGGUGGAGGAGGCUGAUGAUUGGCUGCGGUAUGGGAACCCGUGGGAGAAGGCUCGUCCAGAGUACAUGCUCCCUGUGCACUUCUAUGGCCGAGUGGAACACACAGGGAAGGGAGUAAAGUGGAUGGACACCCAGGUGAGUACGCAUGCACACACACACACACACACAAACACACACUCACACUCACACACGCACGCACGCGCACGCACGCACGCACACACGCACACACACACACACACACACACACACACACACACACACACACACACACACACACACACACAAACCCUUGAGUCAAUGUUGUUUUCUCUUCUUUCUGUUUCCCAUCUUCUUUCUCCUAAUACUUUUAGUUUUGUUCCCUAGGUUGUCCUAGCCAUGCCUUAUGAUACUCCUGUGCCUGGAUUCAAGAACAACACAGUUAACACCAUGAGGCUGUGGUCUGCUAAAGCACCCAAUGACUUCAACCUGCAGGAAUGUACGUCUCCAUGGCCAUUUUGAUCAUAGAUCUGUUUACUGUGGGCUAUUGGCUGUUGACUGUAUAGCCUGUUUUACAGUUUUUUCCAACUGCUUACACACGUUUUCAAAACUAUGUCGCCUUUUUUCAAAACUCUACACACAAUUCCCAAAACUGCACACACCAAAUGCAAAAUGCCUCACAUCUCCUUCAAAAUGUAACACUUCAUUCAAAAUGCCAUAAACACAUGUCAGAAUGAAGCAUUUGCAUCAAAUGGCAAACACUACUUUCAUAAUAGUACAUUUUUGGAUAUACCAUGUAAACACUGUUGUUCUAAAUCUAAAGCUCUUUGGUCUUUCAUAGGCUUAUAUAUACAUUUCAAUACAAUGUUCUACAGUGAAAGUAAUCUGCUGAGAGGGGUAACAAGUACACUGUAAACACCAAUGCAAUGUAGAAACAGAAAAUAUUUAUUAGGCCAAACAUUACUGUUGUAUACAGUAGCAUACAACAAAACCAUAAACAUAUGUAAACCAAAAGUAUAUUCUUUAGAAUACAGUAAAGAACACAAUUGUGUGUGGGGGGUCCCGGGGGUGCAGUCCAGGAAAUGGUAGGGGGGGGGGCAGUCACCAGUGCUAAGCUACGCUUCAUCUCUUCUCCGGGCUGGGUCUGGCCACAAUACUUCGUCCACAUCACAAGAUACGUUUUCUCUUGCCAAACAUCGAGGGAAGUAUCUCCUAGCAUGGCGUAUCCAACCUUGGACAGAGGCAACCUCUAUGUCCCCACAUGCGUCCUCCAUUGCCUGGAGAAGCGGCACGCGGGCAUAGGGUUGGCAAUCAUACACUUUCCAGCGCCAGGCUGAGAAGAAUUCCUCUAUGGGAUUUAGAAAAGGUGAAUAUGGGGGUAGGUACAAAACUACAAAUUGUGGAUGGGUGGCAAACCAGUUUUGGACCAGAACAGCCCGGUGAAAACUAACAUUGUCCCAUAUAACCACAAAUCUAGCAGGCUCCUGAUAUGGAUCAGGGACAAGCAUUGUGUAAAUUGCAUCCAGAAAAGUGAGGAUAUGGCCGGUGUUGUACGGACCCAGUGUGGCAUUGUGAUGGAGGACCCCGUUUUGAGUGAUGGCAGCACACAUAGUUAUAUUACCCCCACGCUGUCCAGGGACAUAGGUAAUUGCCCUCUGUCCUAUUACAUUUAUUCCGCGGCGCCUGGUUUUGGUGAGGUUGAAGCCAACCUCAUCCACAUAAAUAAAUGUACAUGGGCAUCCAUCUCCAAUACUCUCUGUAACAGACAAAAUGUUCUACAGUGAAAGUAAUAGGACUCUUCCUCUUCCUCUACCUCCUACUCCUCCUCUUCCAACAAUUCGUCUUUGAAUUUGUCCUCGUUGUUGUCCCCUGCCUCUCCCUCCUACUCCUCUUGCUCUCUGUCCAUUGUUGGCAUCCAUUGUUCAAAACAGUCCUAUACUACAGUAAAGCAGUGAUUGGUUAGUGAUCAGUUAAGCAAUUAGUGUUUGAACAUGUGAGGAGAGUGUGUUUGACCUGGUGAAUAAGUGUAGCAUUUUGAUUGGUUGUGUUUGGAAAAGGAAAGCAAGUCACUUCCUGUUAGAUUUUUGUGUUUUAGGUAGAGAAUUGUGUGUAGUGUUUAGAAAAAAGUGUUUUAUGCAAUUGACAACUGAGUCAAAGGCUGAGAAAUAGCUUAUGGUUUUGGAGAUUUAGUGUGUAGUUUUGCACUUUGAGUGAGAGGUUUAAAAAAUCGUGUGACAUUAAAAGAUUUUGUGUGUAAGCAGUUGGAAUAAACUGUAACAGUCAGUAGGGAGUGAUAACACUACUCAAGAGUAUUUUGUAAGCUGUAAUUUGUCAGUAGCAAGUUGACUGAAAAGGCAAGAGGAGACAUGACUUCCAGGAUCCGGCCAUGGUAAAAGUUUUAAUACAGCCCUUACGAAAAAAGAUUGCAGUAUAACUAGUAUAUUUUUUAGUCAUUUAGCAAAAGGCACAUUCUCAAGAUUCUGAAUCACAUACACUACCGUUCAAAGGUUUGGGGUCACUUAGAAAGGUCCUUGUUUUCUAAAGAAAAGCACUUUUUUUGUCCAUUAAAAUAACAUCAAAUUGAUCAAAAAUACAGUGUAGACAUUGUUCAUGUUGUAAAUGGCUAUUGUAGCUGGAAACGGCUGAUCAUUUUAAAAGGCUAAUUGAUCAUUAGAAAACACUUUUGCAAUUAUGUUAGCACAGCUGAAAACUGUUGUGCUGAUUAAAGAAGCAAUAAAACUGGCCUUCUUGAGACUAGUUGAGUAUCAGGAGCAUCAGCAAUUGUGGGUUCGAUUACAGGCUCAAAAUGGCUAGAAACAAAUAACUUUCUUCUGAAACUCGUCAGUCUAUUCUUGUUCUGAGAAAUGAAGGCUAUUCCAUGCGAGAAAUUGCCAAGAAACUGAAGAUCUCGUACAACGCUGUGUACUACUCCCUUCACAGAACAGCGCAAACUGGCUCUAACCAGAAUAGAAAGAGGAGUGGGAGGCCCCGGUGCACAACUGAGCAAGAGGAUAAAUACAUUAGAGUGUCUAGUUUGAGAAACAUGCGCCUCACAGGUCCUCAACUGGCAGCUUCAUUAAAUAGUACCCGCAAAACACUCAACGUCAACAGUGAAGAGGCGACUCCGGGAUGCUGACCUUCUAGGCAGAGUUGCAAAGAAAAAGCCAUAUCUCAGACUGCCCAUCUUAAUCUUUUAUUUUUAUUGGCCAGUCUGAGAUAUGGCUUUUUCUUUGCAACUCUGCCUAGAAGGUGGAGGUUAGGGUGCUUUCUAUGCUGACGCUGUCCACAAACUCUCCACUGUUGUGCAGAAAGUCCUUAAUGAAGUUGGCCAUGCUCAGAGUAAAUAAAUUCAACACUGGAUCCCAUUUCAAAUGCUGUGACAUUACGUCACACUAAGAUGGGGUGCCAUACUCCUGGUGAGGUGAGUGUGGUCUUCCAAGCUUUUUUAGAUUUGGUUGAGUUAAUGUUAACCGUGCAAGCAAGUGUAGCCUUGGGCUCAUGUAAGCAAUAAGUGGUUACAGCAAGGGACAAAUAUACAGGUCCUCCUUUCUUUUUUAUUUCUUUUUGAUGACAAGUAUACAGGUUUACUGUUUGUAGAGGGGCCAUUUUACACCUCUCUAGUGACCACUUAGAUGUCCGUUUGAAUUAAGCAUUAGAUUGAACUUUUCUUUCCAACCACUACUCAAUUGCAAUAGGGUUAGUUAAAAAACAUUUUUCAAAGUGCUGUUUACAUCCAGGAUGCUGUUUAUACGGUGUGCCUAUACUGCUCAGCCACAUAAGGACCCACAACAAGCAAGCAACCUAAAGCCUGUGAAGAAGAGAUCAUCCCCUAUCUGGAGUGAUUGCUGAUGUGAUACUGUAUUAUCAAAAUGUUCCCUUUCUCUCUUGUACAGUCAAUGUUGGCGACUACAUUGAAGCUGUGUUGGACCGCAAUCUGGCUGAGAACAUCUCACGAGUCCUCUAUCCCAACGACAAUGUGAGUAUCUAUGUAACCCUUUUUGAGUAGAGAUGUCAUUCUGCAAGUGCUCAAAGUGAAAGUGACAAGCGAUAGUGUGAGAGAGAAAGAUAUUAACAAGGCCACAUGGGGGUGGUGCAUUCUCUACAGCCAUGACCUAAUAAGGUCAUCAGGGAUGUGUUGUGGUGGUGGUGUGCCUCAGUGCAUCGUUCAGCACAAUCUCCUCAGUGCAGCAGACUCAGAUAUGUAACAUGAAGCAGAUCAGCUGUUCAAGUUGGGAUUAGGAAACAGCAAGGUUGCUCAACAUGCACUGAAAAUGGUAUUACUCAAGAUAAUAAUCAUAAUUUAUUAAACUUUUAUGGAGCUUUUCAUUACAGACAGAAUCUCAAACUGCUAGUUAAGCAAAAUAAACAAGUAGGCCUAAUUUAAAAUGAAAUCGAGGCUACAGCGGUAGCUAGAUCAGCUAGUUAAAUUAAAGUCUGAGUGCUUCUUGAAGCCUCCAGCAGAUGGACAGCCGUGGUCAUGAGAGGAUCGGGAAGCUCAUAGCUAGAUGGUCAGCGGAGGUGGUGGUCAGAGGUGGUGAUCUGGUCACCAUGUCCAAGGGCAGGCAGGCAGGCAGCUCGAUGUCAUCAGGGCGUCUCUGCCGUCUGUCUGCAGCUUCUUUGUAAUGGGACACUGUGAUUAAUUUUGUGAUCCCCACAGAGUACAGCCCACUCCUUACUUCAGAAGUAUCAUCCUCAGCAGUGGUGGAAUAAGUACCCAAUUGUCAUACUUUAGUCAAAGUAAAGAUACCUUAAUAGAAAAUGACUCAAGUAAAAGUGAAAGUCACCCAGUAAAAUACUACUUGAGUAAAAGUAUAGAAGUAUUUGGUUUUAAAUAUACUUAAGUAUCAAAAGUAAAAGUAUAAAUCAUCUCAAAUUGCUUAUUUUAAGCAAACCAGAUGGCACAAUUUAAUUUUACGGAUAGCCAGGGGCACACUCCAAAACUCACACAUAAUUUACAAACGAAGCAUUUGUGUUUAGUGAGUCUGCCAAAUCAGAGUCAGUAGGGAUGACCAGGGAUGUUCUCUUGAUAAGUGUGUGAAUUUGACAAUUUACCUGUCCUGCUAAGCAUUCAAAAUGGAACAAGUACUUUUGGGUGUCAGGGAAAAUGUAUGGAGUAAAAAGUACUUUAUUUUCUUUAGGAAUGUAGUGAAGUAAAAGUUGUCAUAAAUAUUAAAGUAAAGUAGAGAUACACCCCAAAAUAUAUAAGUAGUACUUUAAGUUAUUUUCUACUUUAAAGUCUUUUUACUUAAGUACUUUACACCACUGAUCCUGAGCAAUGAAAAAGCUGGUCCACUGCCAACUAUGCAUGCAUAGCCUCCUCUUGGUCACCAUUGGUGAAAAACAACCCAACGUCAGUAGGUGCAAUUCAAAUGAAAACACACCUAUUAGCUAGCUUGUUGACAACACUGAUUUUCAUCAAGUUACGGGCAGGAAUCCAAUUCUUGAUAUCAAGACUUAAUCUGCACUCAUUUCACUAUUGAAAAAGGUUUUAAAAAAUGUACAUACAUUAAAAAAUAUAUAUAUGUACAGAAUUCUUUGAUAUAUUUUGUAUUUUACCCCCAAUUUUUGAUCUUGUCUCAUUGCUGAAACUCCCCAACGGGCUUAGGAGAGGCGAAGGUGGAGUCAUGUGUCCUCUGAAACAUGACCCGCCUAACCUCACUCCUUAACACCCACCAGCCAGCCGCACCAAUGUGUCGGAGGAAACACUGUUCAACUGGUGACUGGGCUCAGCCUGCAGGCACCUGGCCCGCCACAAGGAGUCGCUAGAGUGCAAUGAGCCAAGUAAAGCCCUACCGGCCAAAUCCUCCCCUAACCCAGACGACGCUGGGCCAAAUGUGCACCGUCCUAUGGGACUCCCGGCCACGGCCAGUUGUGGCACAGCCCGGGAAUGAACCCGGGUCUGUAGUAACGCCUCUAACACUGCGAUGCAGUGCCUUAGACCGCUGCGCCACUCGGGAGGCCAUAUGUACAGAAUUUACACAAGCUCUCUGACUAGGCUGCCACUAGGUGCCAUGGCAACUAUAUAACUGAAGAUUUUUUAAAUACAAAUUAAUUACAAAUUCAAAGCUGAAAUGUCUUGAGUCAAUAAGUAUUCAACCCCUUUGUUAUGGCAAGCCUAAAUAAGUUCAGGAGUACAAAUGUGCUUAACAAUUCACUCUGUGUGCAAUAAUCGUUUUUACCAUGUUUUUUUUUUGACUACCUCAUCUCUGUACCACACACAAUUAUCUGUAAGACCCCUUAGUUGAGCGGUGAAUUUCAAACACAGAUUCAACCAUAAAGACCAGGGACGUUUUCCAAUGCCUCGCAAAGAAGGGCACCUAUUGGUAGAUGGGUAAAACAAAGAAAAGCAGACAUUUAAUAUCCCUUUCAGCAUGGUGAAGAUAUUAAUUACACUUUGGAUGGUGUAUCAAUACACCCAGUCACUACAAAGACACAGGCGUCCUUCUUAACUCAGUUGCCGGAGAGGAAGGAAACCGCUCAGGGAUUUCACCAUGAGGCCAAUGGUGACUUUGAAACAAUUACAGAGUUUAAUGGCUGUGAUAGGAAAUAACUGACGAUGGAUCAACAACAUUAUAGUUACUCCACAAUACUAAACCCAUUGACAGAGUGAAAAGAAGGAAGCCUGUACAGUAUAAACAUAUUCCAAAACAUGCAUCCUGUUUGCAACAAGGCACUAAAGGAAAACUGCAAAGAAAUUGGCAAAGAAAUUUACUUUGUCUCCUGAAUACAAAGCGUUAUGUUUGGGGCAAAUCCAACACAACACAUCACUGAGUACCACUAUUCAUAUUUUCAACCAUGGUGUUGGCUGCAUUAUGUUAUGGGUAUGCUUGUCAUCGGCAAGGACUAGGGAUUUUUUUAUAAUAAUAAUAAAUGGAAUAGAGCUAAGCACAGGCAAAAUCCAAGAGGAAAACCUGGUCCAGUCUGCUUUCCAACAGACACUGGGAGACAAGUUCACCUUUCAGCAGGACAAUAACCUAAAACACAAGGCCCAAUAUACACUGGAGUUACUUACUAAGACGACAAUGAAUGUUCCUGAGUGGCCUAGUUACAGUUUUGACUUAAUAUCGGCUUGAAAAUCUAUGGCAAGAUUUUCACUUUGUCAUUAGGGGUUAUUGUGUGUAGAUGGGUGAGAUAUUUAUAUUUUAUUUAAUCCAUUUUGAAUUCAGGCUGUAACACAACAAAAUGUGGAAUAAGUCAAGUGGUAUGAAAACUUUCUGAAGCCACUGUAUGUCCUUAUGCAGAGGUAUGUCCUUAUGCCUGCCCAGUUUAUCCCCGGAUAAAUAAAAGCAGCAUUUGGUGAAAGUGGGAUGCACCCGUGCCUCUCAUACUCCUGCUGAAUAUGACAUGGUAGUGUGAGAAAUUGUUAGACGCUAAACUGAUGCUAGGGACAUACCACAUGAGGUCAACUUGCCCUUGAGUGAUUGCUUUGAGAAUAGCCUCUGUCUAAAGCGUGUGUGUGUGUGUUCAGUUCUUCGAGGGCAAGGAGUUGCGUCUGAAGCAGGAGUAUUUUGUGGUGGCCGCCACACUGCAGGACAUCAUCCGCCGUUUCAAGUCCUCCAAGUUUGGCUGCAGAGACCCCGUCAGAACCUCCUUCGAGACCUUCCCAGAGAAGGUACUGUAUUUUACUAUAUCCAAUGUGAGCAGUCAAUGGGUUUUUCAAAGACCCAACACUAUAGCUGUUCCUUAAAUUUUCUCAUAGAGAAAAACCUUUAAUAUUACACAUUUUAUAAUUAGUGCAACCAUUAAACCAUGGCCAUGACUGACACACUCUCUCUCCUCUCUCCACCCACUGGUAGGUGGCUAUCCAGCUGAAUGACACCCACCCUGCCUUGGCCAUCCCUGAGCUGAUGAGGAUCCUAGUGGAUGUGGAAAAGUUGGAUUGGGACAAGGUAACAUAUUCUCCCAGGCUGGGCCCUCACUAUGACAAUAACACACUGUACUUUGUAAAUAAUAGGACUGCUUGGGUGUGGGACUGGGUCCCAUGUGAACUCUGGUUGAACUGGAAACCAGAGCUGUUAUUGGGCUGCAUUGUUUGAGGAGGGUGGCUCUCCUCUGCCAAGUCGUCGUGAAGUGGUAACUGAUCCAGCAUCUUGAGCUUGGGUGGAGCCUGGGUAUUGGGCAAAUAAAAUCAAAGUGUAUUGGUUGUGUACACAGAUUUGCAGAUGUUAUCGCAGGUACAUAAAAAUGCUUAUGUUUUUAGCACCAGCAGUGCAGUAAUAUCUUGCAAUACAAUAACAAUACACACAUAAUCCAUCCCCAGAAAUUACUAAAAGAAAUUAAGAAAUAUCAGAGCGAGCAAUGGUAGAGUCCGGAACUAGAUGGUUGUACCUAAUAAACUCUCCACGGAGUGUGUAUAAUAUAUAUAUAUAUAUAUAUAUAUAUAUAUAUAUAUAUAUAUAUGUGUGUGUGUGUGUGUGUGUGUGUAUAUAUAUAUAUAUAUAUAUAUAUAUAUAUAUUGUGUAUAUGUAUACGGUGCAUUCAGAAAUUAUUCUCUCUUUUUUGCAAUACAUGAUUCCAUAUAUGUUACUUCAUAGUUUUGAUGUCUUCACUAUUAUUCUACAAUGUAGAAAAUAGUAAAAAUAAAUAAAAACCCUUUAAUGAGUAGGUGUGUCCAAACUUUUGACUGGUACUGUAUGUAAACAUUAUUAAAGUGACAAGCGUUCAAUGACAUAGGGAAGCAGUCUCUAAGGUUCAGGGCAGGGUACUUGGCGGAGGCCGGCUAGGGAUGACUGUUUAAUAGUCAGAUGGCCUGGAGAUCGAAGCUGUUUUUCAGUCUUUCGGUCCCAGCUUUAAUGCACCUGUACUGUCUCCGCCUUCUAGAUGGUAUACGGGGUGAACAGGCCAUGGCUCGCGUGUCUGAUCUUCUUGGCCUUCCUGUGACACUGGGUGCUGUAGAUGUCCUGGAGGGCAGGCAUUGUGUCCUUGGUGAUGCGUUGGGCUGACAGCACCACCCUCUCUGGUUGCGGCAGUGCAGUUGCCGUAUCAGGCUGACAGAAUGCUCUCGAAUAUGCAUCUGUAGAAGUUGGUGAGGGUCUUACUGGCCAUGCCGAAUUUCUUCAGCCACCUGAGGUUGAAGAGGUGGAGUUGCGCCUUCUUCACCACGCUGUUGUGUGGAGGGACCAUUUCAGGUCCACAGUGAUGUGCACGCUGAGAAACUUGAAACUUUUGACCCUCUCCACUGCGGCCCCGUCAAUGUGGAUGGGGGCAUGCUCUCUCUGCUGUCUCCUGUAGUCCACGAUCAACGUUGAGGGAGAGGUUAUCUUCCUGGCACCACUCCGCCAGGGCUCUCACCUCCUCCCUGUAGGCCAGUGGUCACCAACCAGCUGAUCAUGAUCGACUGGUCGAUCUUCAAGGCAUUCAUAGUCGAUCACCAAACAUUUCUGUAAAAAACCAACGAAUAAAGGCUUGCACUCCUUUUUUUAUAUUGUUCGUGUUGCGCUGUUGGCAGUAGGUGCACUUGAUUCAGAAGCCCUUUGCAUCGGGUAAGCAAAGUGUUCCUAUUUUGAACAUUUCAUUUGUCUGAAAAGAUCAACUCCGCCUGCCCGGCAGACCGGGAGAUCUGUGGCUAAAUCAAGUUGCCUACUGUGCUGGCCAAUCGGAUAGCUCAAAUCACAGUUCCUACAGCUUCCACGUUUGAUAGUAGCCUAUGUGAGAUUUCAUAACUUUUAAGACCAUGACCAGAGAGAGACUGUCAAUGAAUACAGCAAGAGGUGGUGUGCAGAUCAAUUUGCGGUGCGUCUCGAGUUUCGCCAUCAGGUGGAAGACUGUGUCCCCUGUCUCUGGUCAGUCUCACCGGAGGAAAGGAAGGAGAGAGCAGGGACCGAGAGAGGCGGCCCUCUGCUGCUUUCUCCCUCCCUCCACUGAGAAUAAUGCUGUGUUCAAAACAAUUGGGAACUCGGAACUCGGAAAUCUCUGACUUCAGUGCGUUCAAGACAACUGGCAACCCGGGGAAAAAACGAGAUCCGACUGGGAAGAAUCGUUUCGAAUGGUCAUCCAACUCGGAAUUCCAAGUCGAGCUCUGACUUUCCAACCUGAAGAUCACUGACAUCAUGAUUUUUUCCCCCUAGUUCCCAGUUGUCUUGAAGGCACCAUGACCAUCAGAUGCAGGUACCAUAAGUCCAGUUAAAAUAAAAAAAACGAAUUAUUUGCAAAUUAUUUCAAUUUAUGGUCAGCUGUGUCCCUCGCAAGUGCUACACCAUUCUGAUCUAUUUUGUUAUAAAAGCUAAUGUUUUGAAAUAUAAUAUGGCCUGAGAAGAACAAUAUUGUCUGCCAGGCAUAUAGCCAAUAUGCUGUGAUAAUGUAGGCUAUUAGGCCUACUGCACAAACCUCAUUCCUACAGAACUGUUUUUAUUAGGUUAAUGUAAACAUUUUUAAGUCAUGCAAAAAAAAAAAUCUGAGCGGUAGAUCUCAGCUUGCUUUUUUGACAGCGAAAGUGAUCUUGACUCAGAAAAGGUUGGUGACCACUGCUGUAGGCUUUGUUGGUAAUCAGGCCUAGCACUGUUGUGUCAUCAACAAACUUGAUGAUUGAGUUGGAGACGUGCGUAGCCACACAGUCAUGGGUGAACAGGGAGUACAGGAGGGGGAUGAGCACGAACCCCUGUGGGGCCCCAGUGUUGAGGAUCAGUGUGGCGGAGGUGUUGUUGCCUACCUUAACCACCUAGGGUCGGCCUGUCAGGAAGUCUAGGACCCAGUUGCACAGGGAAGGGUUCAGACCCAGGGCCCUGAGCUUAGUGAUGAGCUUGAAGGGCACUAUGGUGUUGAAGGCUGAGCUGUAGUCGAUGAACAGCAUUCUCACAUAGGUAUUCAGUGUGAUGGCGAUUGCGUCGUCCGUGGAUCUGUUGGGGCGGUAGGCAAAUUGUAGUGGGUCUAGGGUAGGGUGAUAUGAUCCUUAACUAGCCUCUCAAAGCACUUCAUGAUGACCGAAGUGAGUGCUACAUGGCGAUCGUCAUUUAGUUUAGUUACCUUCACUUUCUUGGGUACAGGAACAAUGGUGGACAUCUUGAAGCAAGUGAGGAUAACAGACUAGGAUAGGGAGAGAUUGAAUAUGUCCGUGAUACACUCCAGCCAGCUGGUCUGCAUGCUCUGAGGAUGCGGCUUGGGAUGCUGUCUGGGCUGGCAGCCUUACAUUUACAUUUUAGUCAUUAAGCAGGCGCUCUUAUCCAGAGCGACUUACAGGAGCAAUUAUGGUCAAGUGCCUUGCUCAAGGGCACAUCAACAGAUUUUUCACGUAGUUGGCUCGGGGAUUUCGAAUCAGCGACCUUUCGAUUACUGGCCCAACGCUACCUGCUGCCUUGCGAGAGGUUAACACACUUGAAUGUCUUACGUCAACCAUGGAGAUCGGGAGUCCUCGUGAGGACUGUGUACAGUAGGAACAACAUCCUCUAUGCACUUCCUGAUGAACCUAGUCACAGUCAGUGUAUACGUCGAUACUAUUCCCAGAGGCGACCCGGAACAUUUUCCAGUCCGCGUGAUCAGUCUUGAAGCAUAGAUUCCGAUUGGUCAGACCAAUGUUGAACAGUCUGUACCACGGGUGCUUCCUGUUCAAAUUUCUCCCUAUAGCCGGGGAGGAGCAGGAUGGAGGCGUGAUCUGAUUUGCUUUAUUAAAGUCCCCAGCUACAAUAAGUGCGGCCUCAGGAUAUGCGGUUUCCAGUUUGCACAAAGUCUAGUGUAGUUUGUUGAGAGCCGCUGCGGUGUCAGCUUGGGGGAGAAUAUACACGGCAGUGACAAUAACCAAAGAAAAUUAUCUCGGGAGGUAAUGCGGUCGGCAUUUGAUGGUGAGGUAUUCCAGAUCGGGAGAACAAAAGGACUUGAGUUCCUGUUCGUUGCCACAAUCACACCAGGAGUUGUUGAUCAUGACUUGAGCUCUGCUACCCAACCCGAGCCCGACGGCCCACAACAUUAUACAUUGGGUUAGGGCCGGGUAGCGUCUGUUUUUUUCAGCAAUAACUAGGGUAUGGGCAGGGCUUGGGUAUCACUCAAUUGAUCACUAGCAUUUUGAAGCUGAGCCAUUUGGCAGAAGUGCUUAAACCUCAUCAAAUAUAAAACAGGAAAGAUUAUUUAACAGAAAAUAAUGUUACUUGAGUUUUGUCUGAGUUUAGAGUGACGAAAAGUAGCUAACAGCUAACUUCUCUCUGUCUCAUCAUUGAGCAUAUCGUCCCAAGUGGAGCCAUUGCUAUGGAUACUCAGAGACCCAGAGCUGCCAUGAGCAGAGUGCAUGCAGAGCGAGUGACAGAAAAAGAGGAGCAGCUAAUAGAUUUACUAAUGGAGGAAUUUUUUAUUUCGGGUUUCAGGCAGGGCCUUAAAUUUGUCAGAAGCAAUCGGGCCUGGGUAGGGUAGGGCAUGAACGUCGCGGGCAUGGGUAGGGCUCUGGCUUAAAAUGAAUGCCCGUGCAGGGCUCUAAUCAUGAGACAUACCCCUCCACCUUUGUUUUUUUCGGAGAGUUCUUUCAUCCUGUCAGCGCAAUGAAUGGAGAACCCCACUGGCUGUAUGGAUGGAGACAAUAUAUCCGGAGAGAGACAUGAUUCUGUAAAAUCGAGUAAGUUACAGUCCCUUAUGUCUCUCUGAAAGGAGAUCCUCGUCCUGAGCUCGUCUACUUUAUCGUCCAGGGACUGAACGAUAGCGCGUAAUAUCCUCGGAAGCGGUGGAUAGUUUGCCCGCCGCCUGAGCCUGACUAGAACCCCACCUCUCAUCCCUCUCUUCCGGCAUCAACGUUGUUGUAGCAUUCAGGAUGAAUGGGGCUGCCUCUGGAAGUCCAAACAAAGGAUCCAGGUCAGGGAAGUCGAAUUUCUGGUGAGUGACCACCGAACUAAUGCCCAAAAGUUAUUUUCGGCUAUAGGAAAUAAUACUAGAAACGUUCUGAGACAAUAAGGUAAUAAAUAGCACUGAAAAAAGCAAAAUAUGGCAAAGUUUUCUAGGAGCUAGAAAAAAGGUGACCGUGUCUGUCAGCGCAAUCAAUGCUUCCCUCCUCAAGGAAAAAUUCCUUCUACUUGAUGAAAUAAUACAGUUGGCUAGGAAUCAUAUUGAUUGAUAUACAUUUACUAUAUUCUACAGUACAUCCAUUUCCCAUUGAACCUGUACAUGUACAGUAUUACACUUGUUAUUUAUCCUAUCAAAUCAACACAAUAAAAUGGUUUAUCUUAAAUGUGAUUAUUAGCUGUGAUUCUGAUGCACUUCUAUUGCAUAAAGACUUUGAUGACCGGUGAUGCCUGUGCCUCACCUCUCCUCACUCCGUGUUCCCGCAUGUUCCAGGCGUGGGAGUUGACGUGUCAGACCUGUGCCUACACCAACCACACUGUCCUGCCUGAGGCCCUGGAGCGCUGGCCCGUCAACCUGUUCGAAAAACUACUGCCUCGCCACCUGCAGAUCAUCUAUGAGAUCAACCACCUCCACCUUCAAGUAAGCCCUCUGUGUUCACUCACAGUCUGUGGAAAAGGCGGCUGAAUUCUGAUGCUCUGAAAUGAGACAUAUUAUCAUUCAUCUCGACUUUGUACAUGUUUUUGAUACUGGGUGCUCAAACUAGCUUAUCCAGUAUGUAUUGAGUGUUUGGAUCUUUUUCUAUGCUCUCAAGGAUUUCCCCCACUUUUUGAGUGCUGUCUUGUUCCUUUCCACAGAUCUGAGAUCAGUGUCACUUUACCUUACUAGUAAUAUCCACUACACACUAUGCAAGUUGGGACUGUAUGAAUGUCUACUUUGUGAAUGUAGACUUAUGAAUUGAUUAUCUGUGCCCUCUCAGAGGAUCGCUGCCAUGUUUCCAGGGGACAAUGACCGUCUGAGGAGGAUGUCCCUAAUUGAGGAGGGGGACUCCAAGAGGAUCAACAUGGCCCACCUCUGUGUGGUGGGCUCCCACGCUGUCAACGGGGUUGCUCGGAUCCACUCUGAAAUCAUCAAGAAUACUGUGUGAGUGUUGCACCUGAAUAUACCUUUGAUUAUUAAAUAUGUCAAACCAAAAUAAGUGGUGAUAGUGGCUGCUUUGCAUAAAACAGUUUACAGACAAACCUGUAGAAAGUUUUGUUAGCUUUCCAGCUAUGUUGACAUUCCUGUUGCAUUUAACAACAGCUACUGACUGUGCAACACUGAACUUGUUGUAUGCCUCUCCGUCCUCAGUUUCAAGGACUUCUAUGAGGUGGAGCCGGAGAAGUUCCAGAACAAGACCAAUGGGAUCACUCCUCGGCGCUGGCUGCUUCUGUGUAACCCAGGCCUGGCAAACAUCAUCGCUGAGGUAACAGUGUUUUUAGAGCGUUUCUCUGCUUAUGGUGCUGCUGGGGAAUAAAUAUCAUUGUGGGUUAAUACUCCUGCACACCCAAUUAACUCAUGUCUACCCUUUAUUGUUUUGACCCUUUGGUCAGUAUGUCCUUUUUCAAGAUCACGAAAUUCUCUGCACAAUCGGUGUCAACAUACUCUAAUUCCAUUACAUGACUAUUUAUGCGGCUAAGACGUUUCAUGCUUUUUGUUUACAUUGUAGAAAAUUGGAGACGAUUUCUUGACGGACCUCUUCCAGCUGAGGAAACUACUGGACUUCAUUGAUGAUGAUUAUUUUAUUCGGGACAUCGCCAAUGUGAAACAGGUAGCUACUCAUUCAGGUCAACAUUCUUAAAAUCUAUAUUUUUCAAAGUAUAUCUCUACCUUUAAACCCCUCACUGUGUGUUAUUACAGGAGAACAAGCAGAAGUUUGCAGCCUACCUGGAGAAGGAGUACGAAGUGAAUAUCAACCCUGAGUCCAUCUUUGACAUCCAGGUGAAGAGAAUCCAUGAGUACAAGAGACAACUGCUCAACGUCCUCCACAUCAUCACCUUCUACAACCGUAAGAGCUCCUUCAGAUCUGGAGUGAUAUUAGUGCUGACAGAAAUUUCAUACUUCAAACAACUGCACAGUGAAGAAGCACUUUCUGCAACCCUCGGGGCCCAGUGAUUAAAAUUCCUAAUGAUUUAAACUAAUUUAAAUAUUGACAUUUAUUUCAGCCAACUUCUAUUGAGUAAUUCAUUUCACAAAAAUCUAUUUCCAUUAGAACAGAGUGGUGGUAAUGAAAACCCUCUGCUGUUUGGAUAGUAAUCUCUCGUGAUACACUUUCAUUUGGUUCUGGGUUGUUUGGAUAGAAUAAGAAUCAAGUUUUAUUUUCCUACCAGAGGAAAAUCUUGGCACAGCUCACAUAUUCAAUACAUAAAACAUAUAGGAAACACAGCAAGAAAUAUAAAUCUAUAAAUUGUAAUAAAGUAAAAGUAACUAAAAACAAUUUCUCUACAGGUAUUAAAAAGGACCCAUCUAAGCACUUUGUUCCCAGGACUGUUAUAAUUGGAGGAAAGGUAUGUAGCUAGACAUCUAAGGUAUGACACAAACAGUCUACAUGGAAAUGGUAUUCUGAUAAUGAAGAUGUUAUAACUGAUCUGUCGAUUUGUUUGUAUGUGAUACUUUUUAUUCGCUGAAAAUUAGUAAUUCAGACAUCAGAUAUGUUAGAUUUUUUAUCAAUAUCCAACUGUUGGCACUGUCCUCUUUACCCAGGCUGCACCUGGCUACCACAUGGCUAAGAUGAUAAUCAAGCUGAUCACAUCGGUGGGCCAGGUGGUCAACAACGACCUGGUGGUGGGGGACAGGUUAAAGGUCAUCUACCUGGAGAAUUACAGGGUCUCCCUGGCAGAGAAAGGUGAGAAGGGGGUUUGUCCAAAUAGUCACAGACCUCCUUUCCUCAUGUUCUCUCCUUCAAGACCAUCAAUAUGAAAGGACUGGAUGGGUGUGAGCAAUAUGGUUCAACCCUAUCAAGUCCUGUCAGGUAUUAUUGAAGAAAAGGAAGGAUGCAGGGAUUAUUUGGACGCAUCCAAAUCCUGUUUGUAUGGAGCUGUUGGUUAAGAGCUUGGACUGUGGAAAGUUGCUGCAUAAUAUCAAUUACAUUAUGUCAAAAUGUUUUAAUGAUGUCUUUGUCUACAUGUUACUGGGUAGGAUAUACCUUGUUUGUUUUUAAGCCUCUCCCUGCUGUAUGUUCCAGUGAUCCCUGCAGCUGAUUUAUCAGAGCAGAUCUCCACAGCGGGCACAGAGGCCUCUGGCACUGGCAACAUGAAGUUCAUGCUGAACGGAGCACUCACCAUCGGCACCAUGGACGGAGCCAACGUAGAGAUGGCUGAGGAGGCCGGAGAGGAGAACCUCUUCAUCUUCGGCAUGAGGGUGGAGGAUGUGGAAGCCAUGGACCAAACAGGGUGAGAAAUUGCUGACAGGACUGGUGUGUUAGAAUGAGUGGGACUUGUCAUAGACUUAGAAAUAAGAGACAGUGUUCCACGCAGAGAAAUGGCAAACAUGUGCACUCUUAAAACCAAUGUGUAAUUUUGUAUUUUGGGUGAACUAUUUAUCCAGUAAUGUUUAGCCAUCAUAUGGAUAAUCUUGCAACCUUCAAACAAUAUAUCUGUCCAGGUACAACGCCAGGGAGUACUACGAACGUUUACCAGAGCUGAAGCAGGUUAUUGAUCAGAUCCAGACAGGCCACUUCAGUCCCAAGGAUCCUGAGCUGUUCAAAGAUGUGGUGAACAUGCUGAUGAACCACGACAGGUUAGCAGAAUAGCAGCAGUGUCGUUAACGUAUCAGUGUUAUUAGCAUUGUCAGCUCUUCAGAACGCAAGGAUGAACUGACCCUCCUGCUUCUGUUAGUCCAUAGGGUACUUGAUCAUGUUGUAUUAUUCAUAAAUGGAUGUGAUAUCUCUAAAUUUGAAAACCUAAGCACUAAUUUGUCAUUCUGCCUCACCUUAGGUUCAAAGUGUUUGCUGACUAUGAGGCCUACAUCACUUGCCAAAACAGAGUCAAUGAGCUGUACAAGGUUGGUUAUGUGGAAUGGAUUUCAUACUAUGAAAACAUUUAAGAACAGUUCUCCAAUACUUCUGUCUCUAUUUGAGCUUGUGAUGAAGUCUGGCCCUUUGACAGUGUUUAUUAUGUCCACCAGGGGGUGCUUUCUGAUAUUGUUCUGUCUACCUUCAAACCAACACAAACUGCAAAGCCAUCUAUCUACCAUUAGGAGGUCAGGGCAGUCAGCAUGUCACGUCUACCUGUCAGCAGCCCAGUCCUGGAGUUGGGUUACCGUCUCAUGUCUUUAGUUUGUCUCAUUGAGAGCUGGCGCUCCUGUUGACAUAGGCGCUCAAUGGUUGAUUGGGUUGUCACAAAGUGUGCAACAAUUUCCAGCUUCUAUUACCAGUUCCCUCUGUGGCUGUUGAAUUACUGCAUCUGUUAUAAUGGUGGACACCUACAAUUGUAUGUGUACUCUACGUUAUCAUACUAGACAAAACAAGAUGAAUGCAGUUGUUUGUGGCCUACAUUUUGAUUGUGAGCUUCCCGAUUUGUUUUAUUUUCAGGAUCCUAAAGACUGGACAAGGACGGUGAUCCGCAACAUUGCUGGUUCCGGCAAGUUCUCCAGUGACCGAACUAUCAGUGAGUACGCCCGCGAGAUCUGGGGGGUGGAGCCCUCCGACGUUAAGAUCCCACCCCCGAACGAGCCCCCUGUUGAGUCCCGCGAAUGA
Molecule: messenger RNA, 25481 nt
Organism: Coregonus sp. 'balchen'
Lineage: Eukaryota; Metazoa; Chordata; Actinopteri; Salmoniformes; Salmonidae
Source: the annotation of a GenBank genome assembly